AGCUCUCAUCCUGCAAGCAGUGGUAGGAGAUGCAGCCUUCAGAACUGGGGGUCGCACUCUGAGCCCCGCAGGUGCUCCCAAACCAAUGAGGGGGAGGGCGCCCGGCUGGUGACCCCCGCCUGCCUCUCAUGCCAGGCCGGCAGGGCUGGGCACCAUGGCGCAACCUGGCACAGGGACCCUGGUCUUGGCGAAUGGGUGGUGUUUCCCUCCCAAUAAUGUGGCCCGUGUCGUGGUUUGGGAGUGGCUGAAUGAGCAUGGGCGCUGGCGGCCCUACACGGCGGCGGUGUGCCACCACAUUGAGAACGUCCUGAAGGAAGAUGCCCGGGGGAGCGUCGUCUUGGGGCAGGUGGAUGCCCAGCUGUCUCCGUACAUUAUCGACCUGCAGUCGAUGCACCAGUUCCGUCAGGACACAGGGACAAUGCGCCCGGUGCGAAGGAACUUUUACGACCCCUCCUCUGCCCCCGGCAAGGGGGUUGUGUGGGAAUGGGAAAACGACAACAACUCCUGGACUCCGUACGACAUGGACAUCUGCAUCACCAUCCAGAACGCUUACGAGAAGCAGCACCCGUGGCUGGACCUGUCCUCGCUGGGGUUUUGCUACCUGAUCUACUUCAACAGCAUGUCUCAGGUGAACCGCCAGACGCAGAGGAAACGCCGUCUAAGGAGGCGCAUGGACUUGGCUUAUCCUCUCACCAUCGGCUCCAUCCCCAAGUCCCAAUCCUGGCCCGUGGGGACCAAUUCUGGGCACCCUUGUUCGUGUCAGCAGUGCCUGCUGGUUAACAGCACCCGGGCAGCCUCCAACGCCAUCCUGGCCUCCCAGCGCAGGAAGGUGUAUUCCGGGAAUGGGAACGGAUCGCUGGCCGUCCGGCAGAGCAAUACGUUCAACGGAACGGCCAUGUGGUCUCUGGGCACGGUGCAAGCCAGCGGGACGGGCAAGAUCGAGCAGGUCCGUUCCGGCAACGGGGUGCAAGUGGCCACUUUUUCGCGGAGCCAGAGUGCGCCCAGCCACACCCAGCUCCCUGGCCAAAACAACCUGAACCGGCCCGGUACACAGCGAGUGGCCAUCUUGAGUACUCGGGCUUCCAUCCCACCAGGGGUGCCUGCCCUUCCAGUCAAGAACCUGAAUGGGACUGGCCCAGUGCACCCUGCCCUGGCAGGGAUGACAGGCAUCUUGAUGUGUGCAGCAGGCCUGCCUGUCUGCCUCACCCGAGCGCCAAAGCCCAUCCUGCACCCACCACCUGUCAAUAAGAGUGACAUGAAGCCGGUGCCCGGAAUCACCGGUAUCUGCCGGAAGACCAAGAAGAAACAUCUGAAAAAAAGCAAGAACCCUGAAGAUGUAGUGAGACGUUACAUCCAGAAGGUGAAGAACCCCCCAGAUGAGGACUGCACCAUCUGCAUGGAGCGGCUGGUGUCCUCAUCGGGCUACGAGGGGAUCCUUAGGCACAAGGGGGCCAAACCGGAGCUGGUGGGAAAGCUGGGGAAAUGUGGGCAUCUCUACCACCUCCUCUGCCUGGUUGCCAUGUACAACAAUGGCAAUAAGGAUGGCAGUCUGCAAUGCCCCACUUGCAAGGCCAUCUAUGGGGAGAAGACCGGGACUCAGCCCCCUGGGAAGAUGGAGUUCCACAUUAUUCCGCACUCGCUCCCUGGAUACGUGGACUGCAAAACCAUCCGCAUCGUGUAUGACAUUCCUGCAGGGAUCCAGGGUCCGGAGCAUCCAAAUCCUGGGAAGAAGUUUACUGCAAGAGGCUUCCCUCGCCACUGCUACCUUCCUGACAACGAGAAAGGCAGAAAGGUCUUGAAACUCCUGAUUGUGGCCUGGGAACGCCGGCUGAUCUUCACCAUUGGGACAUCCAACACGACAGGCGAAUCCGACACGGUGGUGUGGAACGAGAUCCACCACAAGACCGAAUUUGGGUCCAACCUCACCGGCCACGGCUACCCCGACCCAAACUACCUGGACAACGUCCUGACAGAACUGGUGGCCCAGGGGGUCUUGGAAGCCAACCUGAAGGACUGAAGAGGCAUUGCGGCUGCUCUCUCCCGACCACACUUUUGCCAUGGGCGUUGCGUGGUAGCAAGAACACUGCCUGAGUCCGUCCGUCCGUCUGCGUGUGUGCGUGUGUGCCUGUCUCUGUUGAUCAGCUCUCAACCAGCAUAUCGGAUAAGCCUGGUCUUCAAGACCUCUCAUGUUGCCAGUCUUCACCUCUCCAACCUGGAUCUUCAGCUUAGGUCUUCAGCCGGGUCUUCACUUCUCAUGUUGUUGGUCUUCACAUCUCCAACCAGGUCUUCAGCCUGGCCUUCACAUCUCAUGUUGCUUCUGCUGCCUUGACUAUGGACGAUCUCCACACAGCGAUGCCACACAUGGCCAAAGGAAACCAUGAGGCGCUCCUCUCCUUCCAGGACCAAGGACUGUCUAGAUCGUUCCUAAGUUUCCCCAGUGGAGGAAGACCACCCAAAACUGCGCAAGUGAGCAACUGAAGCAAUCUACUCUUCUUUUUCUUUUAUAUAUGAUAUAUACAUACAUAACACAAACCCCUAUAUAUUCUUGGCAGUCUGCAAUAUUCCUCUUGUCCUGACUGUGUUUGCACAUUACACCAUCCUAUAUUACAUAUCUGCCGCUCUGUAACAGGAUAUCAUAUGUAAUAGAGGAGAUAUAUGAAGCCAAGUGUGGAAGGGUUGGUCCUCCUGCCUGCCCCCUCCCAGGAAAACUCUUGGUUCUUUCUGCAUUGGUGACUCAUUUUGCCUUUGUGAUGCCUUUGCCACUUUGCCAGGAGGCAGUAGGAAGGAAUUCUGGCUUGGGAAGCCAUGGGUUGUUGUAUCCACCUAAGCCCUACUCAGAGUAAACCCAUCGAAAUCAAUGGA
Messenger RNA from Lacerta agilis (Sand lizard), 2862 nucleotides. RefSeq names its product deltex E3 ubiquitin ligase 1 (gene DTX1). NCBI's taxonomy places the organism in Eukaryota, Metazoa, Chordata, Lepidosauria, Squamata, Lacertidae. The record is from RefSeq and is a predicted model, not a curated record. Gene Ontology annotation, cellular component: nucleoplasm. The transcript has 9 exons. Gene Ontology annotation, biological process: protein ubiquitination; Notch signaling pathway. Bases 155 to 2017 code for a protein of 620 amino acids. Gene Ontology annotation, molecular function: ubiquitin protein ligase activity; zinc ion binding.